Messenger RNA from Notolabrus celidotus (New Zealand spotty), 5925 nucleotides. Its product is annotated as solute carrier family 45 member 4-like. Gene Ontology annotation, biological process: transmembrane transport. The record is from RefSeq and is a predicted model, not a curated record. Gene Ontology annotation, cellular component: membrane. Bases 888 to 3395 code for a protein of 835 amino acids. NCBI's taxonomy places the organism in Eukaryota, Metazoa, Chordata, Actinopteri, Labriformes, Labridae. The transcript has 13 exons. Gene Ontology annotation, molecular function: sucrose:proton symporter activity.
UCAGACCACGCCUCGCUUUGUUACUGUGGAAACCAAUGAGACUGAUGAGUAUAGUGAACCAGAUGGUCACUCAGUUAGCUCGCAGUGGUUAGCCAAGCUGCUAACCCAAAGCUGUAGUGUUGUUGUAACGGUGUAAAAGUCAACGUGAGGCGGAGCCGCUGUGACCUUACCUUGGCGGAGUAAACUCACAGGUUGCUGCGUGACUCAGUGGGUCUUUGCCAAAAAGGUUUCCACAUGCUUUGACCCUGACCCGUACAGAAGUACCUUUGCUUGCAUGCAUGCAUGCAUGCACACAGACCUCUACUGACCCACGCUUGCAUCUUGCAUAAUCUAAACACUACUUUCACACAUACAGGAAACCCACAGCAAACACAUGCUCAGACCUGUUUCACUGAAGAGCUGACCACAAACCCAGCCACUGAAACCAGCAAAUACACAUUAACCGCCCCCCUUCUCCCACCUCCUUUUACUCUUCCUCCCUCCUGCUCUCUGCAUACCUCUGGAGCUGCGCAGAACGUCUCUGCUCUUCCUGGAUGUUGAAUUUGUGCAAGCAACACUGAGAAACACCAUUGCUCUUCCACUGAACUAUUGAGCCAUGUCCAGUUUGAUUACCAUACGGAUAUAAUUUAAGAACACCAACUUUUUGGAUUAUAACAAUGACUUUUGUUGGAAAUAUUAGACCUUUUUUGACUUUGAACUCAGAAGAUUUUGACCAAAUGAGAACCUCCCUGAUGAAUCUUUCUGGAUACCUUCUUCCAAAGUAAGUGAUCAGGAUGAGAACUAUAGACAUUAUAUGUUCUAUUCAAAUAAAAUACCAGUUCUUCUUCCAUAUAAGAAACUAACUAAAAGGUGGUAUACACAUAUAUACCAACCAUCAAGCAAUACAAAUGGUUCCUCUUAAGUCAAACCAGACCGCGAUGGGUGAAGAAGCAGAGGAGAAGGAAUCUUCUGGUCUUCCAAAGAAGAUGAAACCCAAGGAAGAAGAGGAGGACGGCGAAGGGAAUGAUAAAGAUAUGGUGGAGGAGGAAGGGAAAGGUGGGAAGAUCCCACUGCAUCGCUGGGUAAUGCACGGAGCAGUGAUGUUUGGACGCGAGUUCUGCUAUGCAAUGGAAACUGCCCUGGUGACACCAGUGCUGCUGCAGAUAGGACUUCCUGAGCAAUAUUACAGUUUAACCUGGUUCCUCAGUCCUAUCCUGGGUCUCGUCUUCACGCCUCUAAUUGGCUCAGCCAGUGACAGCUGUACUCUGCGAUGGGGCCGUAGAAGACCAUUCAUCUUGGCCCUGUGCGUAGGAGUGCUGCUCGGAGUGGCACUGUUUUUAAAUGGAUCAUUGAUCGGCCUUUCCAUUGGGGACAGUCCCAGCAGUCAGCCUAUUGGCAUCGUCCUCACUGUACUGGGUGUGGUGGUGCUGGACUUCUCUGCUGAUGCCUCUGAAGGACCAAUCAGAGCGUACCUUCUUGAUGUUGCUGACACUGAGGAGCAAGAUAUGGCUCUGAAUAUUCAUGCUUUCUCUGCUGGGCUUGGAGGAGCUGUUGGCUACAUGCUGGGAGGUUUAGACUGGACUGGCACAGCUCUGGGCCGAGCAUUUAAAUCCCAGGAGCAGGUCCUCUUCAUGUUUGCAGCCAUCAUCUUCAUCAUAUCUGUCAUACUUCACAUGCUCAGUAUCCCAGAGCAACCCUUAGCUCCAUUAGAGCAACUUAAAGUCACAGGAACUGGAGAGUCCGCCAGCCAGUUGUCUUUUAGGCCCGUUAGCCGCACACCACCUUUUCUUGAUGUGAUUGCAGAGGAGGAUGGGUCAGCUCGAGCCCUGUCUAAAGAGGACAACGAAUCAGAUGCUGAGGAUGCUGAAAGAGACUUUCUUACAGUGGAGAGAGUACGGAGUAAGAGUGAUUCAGUCUUAGCAAUGCCAGAUGCUACAAUUGAGUUAGAUCCAGACCUGGACCCAGACAGGCAUCUUUUCCUGCCAGAGGCUCACCACUUUCUAACAGAGACACAGGAAGACAUGGAUGAUGCUUUCAAACCAUCAGACCACAGUAUUGGGUCCUUAUCUCCUGCUGGUGGACCACCGCUUAUUACUGAUGGGAUGGUGGUCCUGGAGCCUGCAAAUUCAGCUAGCCCUGAGCUUAAGGGUUCAACAAACAGUCAUCCUUCCCUCCUCCCCAGUUCUGACUCAGCAGACUCACAGCAGGUUAAAGCUGCCAAUGGUGUCAAUGGAAUUAAAGGCAAUGCCUCCACCAGGCUUGUGGCGCGCCCCUCCAACUCCUCUGUGUCUUCAAGGCCACAUCCUCACACCUUCUACAGACAACCCUCCUUUACUUUCUCCUACUAUGGACGAGUAGGAUCCCAGCGCUAUCGCCUGCGACGGACAGCACCUUUGAGUCCACAGCCAAUCACUACCUCCCGUAGUCUGAAUGAUCUGACCGACCUCCAGCGGUGUGCAGACAGGCGAGAGCUGCAGCUGUCAGUCAGCAGUCUAUCAUCUGCGGGCUCCAGCAUGGAGGGAGAAGCAGGCAGGGGUACAACUGUUCGGCUGCUCUGGCUUUCCAUGCUGAAGAUGCCACGGCAGCUAUGGAGGCUGUGCUUGUGUCAUCUCCUCACGUGGUUCUCCAUUAUAGCCGAGGCUGUGUUUUAUACCGAUUUCAUGGGGCAAGUCAUCUACAACGGAGACCCACAGGCACCAUCCAAUUCCACAGAGCUCCAAAACUAUCACAGAGGAGUACAGAUGGGCUGCUGGGGACUGGUGGUCUAUGCCGCUACUGCUGCUGCCUGCUCUGGUAGAAGACACUAUUUCACUCUUUCUUAUUUACGGCUUUACAAACAAUCAGUUGCCAUCCUUCAGAAGUCCCUGGAUAAUUUUGACCUGAGCAUUAAAGUCAUCUACAUUGUUGGAACUCUGGGAUUUUCAAUAGGAACAGCUUUCAUGGCGAUCUUCCCUAAUGUUUACAUUGCCAUGAUAAUGAUCAGUGGCAUGGGUAUCAUAUCCAUGAGUAUCUCCUACUGUCCCUAUGCCUUAUUAGGGCAGUACCAUGAAAUCAAAGAGUACAUUCACCACAGUCCAGCUAACACUAGAAGAGGCUUUGGUAUUGACUGCGCCAUCUUAUCCUGCCAGGUCUAUAUCAGCCAGAUUUUGGUUGCAUCAGCCCUUGGAGCUGUGGUUGAAGCAGUUGGCAGUGUGCGUGUUAUUCCUGCAGUGGCCUCUGGUGGCUCCUUCCUCGGCUUCCUUACUGCCUGUUUCCUAGUCAUUUAUCCUGAUGAGGAGCCGAGCAACUCAAAGCAGGACCAAGUCUUGGAUGUUGUGCCUACUGAUUCAAAUGGAGAAAGGACCAGUGAGCAGAGGCUAGCUCUGCUAAACCUCACAGAUGGGGAUAGUUUGAAGAAGAAUUAUUCUCUUGCCUGAGCAUGUACGUGUACUAAAAUCUUCAGGCUUAUCCUCACCAAGUACAAGCGACAGCUUGUUGGGAUUACCCCAGAUGCAUCUGCUGUCCAAAUUUGACAUCCUGUGCCUUUCUGAAGUAGGGAAGAUAAAGUAAGUGGGAAACAUGGCAGAAAGUUAACCACCCUGGAGUACGGGACUCACAAAAAACUCUGUUUUUUCCUGCUUUACUUGUGUUUAGCUACCUCAUCCUGAAAAAAUUAAUGUUUGGAUGUCUAGAAUGAGAGAAGUAAGCCAUGAAACAACAAAGAGCCACAUGAUGCUGAAUUGAAACAAGGUUAGCUUAGACUACUCAAACAAAUGUAAGCUUUAACUUCAGAGGCAAACUGAGAAGCACACAGAGCACUUUCUGUCUCACUUCUGAUCACUACUGUAACCCUGAGGCUGUGCAAUGAUGUCAGCUGUGACAUUUUACCUCAGCUGCUCCAUAACUGUGUAUUCCACAAUCACAUGUUUUUCAAAGGUGUUCUUUUUGCACCUUUUGUAUGACCUGUAGACUGAACACAGAUGUAAAUAUUUGCCCCUGGUUAUUAAUGCAAUAACUUAAUAGUAUAUGUAGUUUCUAAAAACCAGAUUUUACAGAGCUACAUGUAAAUCCUCCCACAUUAGUUGUUCACAAAAACACUUUUUAAGGAUUUCAUACCCUUUUUUUUUAUUCGCAUAGAAAAUGUUGGAACCUUUUGCAAUGCCAGAUUGUUUGCACUUUAAAGUGCCCUUUUAAGAGUGAUUUAUUGUCAUUGCCUGAACUGAACACUAAAACCCAGAAAACAUCAUCCCUCUUUAACACUUUAACACAGAAAAGAUCAAUAUGUACCUAAAUCUCCUGUUAGGAACUUUUGUUGUGUUGACUUUGGCGCCCCCUGUGGACAUAGUGGAAGCUAUUCUCUCUUUGCUAAUUACAUUGGUUUUAUUAUUCUUUUAAUUCCACCUUGUUUUCUUCUAACAGACAAUGCAUGUCUGAGAGGAAAUCUUAGCUGUGGUAAAUGUGAAAAAAAUGCUGUUUUGGCAGCAUGCAGUCAAUAACUACAAGUGGCAUCUACCCCCUGCAAGGGAUGUGAGACAUUUAAAAUGCCUUUAUAGAAAUGGGCAAUCUUUAUGCUGAUGUUAUGAUUUAAUUUUUUUCUCAUGCAUAGUCGUCAGUAUUCAUUUCAGUCUGUUUUUUAACCAUCAAAAACUCCUCAUGGUAGGUUUACGAAAUGAAGGGAGCAUUAUUGUGUUUUUGGCACUACAAUUGAGUAUGCCGAUGACCAACCAGUUGAGAUGCAGAACACUUUUGUAUAGAAUACCUGGAAGUUUACAUUUUUAGUAAUGCCAGAUUCCCAGUAAAAUAUUGACUUUUCCUCCAGUUGCAAUGUAAGUGACUACUGAAUGGCAAUUCUGAGAAUGUAUGUGUACAUGGUUGAUGAUCAAAGCCUCUGAAAUUUGACCUCAAAUGAUUUGGGGUUUGAGUGUGAUUUGUAAAACUGGGUGGUGUUCAGUUUUCUUUCUAUUGGAUCGAUUUUUAAGAAAAUGUUAUAAUACAUACAUUCCAUUUCAUCCUCAUUCAAAAACUGUGUCUUGCAUACUGCCAUGAUUCUGUCUACCUCAGAAUAACAAACAUUACAGGGAACAGAAGACUGUAGAUGAUUAUUUUAACCAAUGAGCAGCCUGCAAGAUAAUGUUUAGCUAAGUCUCUACCACAUUAUCUUUCAAUGUUGUAGAGAGACAUCUACUACACCAUGCAGUGUAAUACGCUACAAAGCCUUAUUGAAGGAACAGCAGAGUGUCCCUUUCCUUUAGUAGAGCUGUAUCAUCCUUGAAUAUGGAGUGAGUUUAAAUUCCCUGCACAACUUCAAGUUUUCUUAUGAGAACACUAUUUCUGUAUUUAGGAAUGUCACAAAUGCUGCAUGAGUAGAAGAGAAGAGCACAAACAUGGAAGGCCACGGACUGAUCUAUGCAAACUUAAAAAUCCCAUUGACGGUGUGCUAUGACCAAAUAGUCUGCAGAGGGUAGCACAUGACUCCUGUGUUCAGGUCAAGUUGAACAAAAUGAGUCAGAACAUUGUGGAAACUUCGCAAGGAUGUGUAUUUUUGGCUGAGAGAGCUUGAGACUUUUAGGUUUUGAGGCAACUACAUUUCACAGCAUGGUUAAAUAGCAGUACAAAGGGAACAUCAUCAUGCUGUGAAGUUUUUCAUAACUUGUUGAAGGGAUAUUGAUAAAAUAAAAGCUCUAAAGAAAUGACUAAUUUACAUGUAAAUAAUGAACAGAUGAUGCUUGGCUUUGUCAUUACAGGUUUUUUUAUAUUGUUCUCGGCCCUCAGAAUGUGCAGCACUGGCAUAUUGAAACCAUUUUGAUUUUAUGACUAAGAAGUUUGUCAAUGUUUUGGUUUGAAAGUCAAUCACUGGCGUGUUUUUUUUUGUGAUGUGUGGUUCUCUGCAGUUGUUCAGUGUUUAUACCAGAAAAACAGGUAUUUUUGUACCGAAUAUUUGAAAAAAGACAGAAAAAAACACCUUCA